CGGAAUUGGGAUCUGAUUGGACAGUUUUGAGCGGAAUCGGGAUCUAAUUGGACCUGAAAACACGACGUACUGGCUAUGCAUCUGCCAGCCGUCUGAAAGUGCUCUGUGGCUUGGGGUGCGCCGCGGAACGGCAGCGUAUAUCCUUGUUUUGGAAAGUGAUGGCUUCCCCAGAGAUUGCAUCCCUGUCCUGGGGUCACAUGAAGGUUAAAGGGUGCUCCUCCUCCUACAAAGACUGCAAAGUCUGGCCUGGGGGAAGUCGGGCCUGGGACUGGAGAGAGACUGGCACUGAUCAUUACCCAGGAGUUCAGCCUUCUGACCUGGAGGAGGUGCUAAGGAAGGGGGUGGACACUUUGGUCAUUGGGAGGGGCAUGAGCGAAGCUCUGCAGGUACCUCCUGCCACCGUAGACUACGUGACGAAGCAGGGAGUAGACGUGGUGGUGCUUCAGACUGAAAAGGCUGUGAGAGAGUACAACUCCCUGGCUGGGAAGGGAGCCAAGGUGGGCGGCGUCUUCCAUUCUACCUGCUGAUGACAUCACAGGCACAGCGAUAGAGCGGUCUCAGCAGGUGGGAUUGCGUACCAAAGCAGGCGCCCAGAUCCCCCAUCUGCCUUGAUAUUUAAGGUGAAUUGGCAGGAAGUAUAUAAGGGUGUAAAUGGAUUUUUAACACUGGCUGAUCUUUUGUUGUGACUGUAAAAAAUAAUAAACAGGAGGCUACUUUGAUCUCCUCUGAGUUUGACUGCA
Molecule: messenger RNA, 740 nt
Organism: Paramormyrops kingsleyae
Lineage: Eukaryota; Metazoa; Chordata; Actinopteri; Osteoglossiformes; Mormyridae
Gene: aamdc
Product: adipogenesis associated, Mth938 domain containing
Biological process (GO): positive regulation of fat cell differentiation
Cellular component (GO): cytoplasm
Source: RefSeq, a predicted model, not a curated record